Molecule: messenger RNA, 5210 nt
Organism: Heterocephalus glaber (naked mole-rat)
Lineage: Eukaryota; Metazoa; Chordata; Mammalia; Rodentia; Bathyergidae
Gene: Hephl1
Product: hephaestin like 1
Biological process (GO): iron ion transport
Cellular component (GO): plasma membrane
Molecular function (GO): copper ion binding; ferroxidase activity
Source: RefSeq, a predicted model, not a curated record
AUGCCUCAGAAGCAGCUAACUGGCUGCAUCCUUUUCACAUUCCUAGGUCUACCUGGGCUGGUUGGUGCAGUUACCAGAACAUACUACCUUGGGAUUGUAGAAGAAUACUGGAACUAUGUACCCCAGGGGAAGAAUAUUAUUACUGGAAAAAGUUUCGCAGAAGACAAACUUGCAACUUUAUUUCUUGAAAGAGGACCCAACCGGAUAGGUGGUAUUUACAAAAAGGCUGUUUACAGACACUUCACAGAUGGGACCUAUACCACCGAGAUCGCCAAACCUCCCUGGCUUGGAUUCCUUGGCCCCAUCCUGAGGGCUGAAGUGGGUGAUGUGAUUGUCAUUCAUUUAAAGAACUUUGCAUCCAGAUCUUACUCAUUGCAUCCACAUGGUGUUUUCUACAACAAAGAUUCAGAAGGAGCUUUAUAUCCAGAUGGAACAUCUGGAAGAAACAAGGAUGAUGACAUGGUUCCUCCUGGCAAAAACUACACCUACGUCUGGCCAGUGAGAGAAGAAUAUGCACCUGCUCCUGCAGAUUCCAACUGCCUGACCUGGGUGUAUCAUUCACACAUUGAUGCCCCUAAGGACAUCUGCUCUGGGCUCAUUGGCCCCCUGCUGGUGUGUAAGGAAGGUGUCCUGAAUAGAUAUUCAGGGACAAGGACUGAUGUGGAUCAAGAGUUUGUUAUAAUGUUCACUCUCGUGGAUGAGAAUCAAAGUUGGUACCUUGAUGAAAAUAUCAGACGUUUCUGCACUGACCCAGAUUCAGUUGACAAAGAUGAUGCUGUUUUCCAGAGGAGCAACAAAAUGCAUGCUCUCAAUGGAUACCUGUUUGGAAACUUUCCUGAGCCUGAAAUGUGUGUUGGUGAAUCUGUGUCCUGGCACCUAUUUGGAAUGGGGAAUGAGAUAGACAUCCAUUCCAUCUAUUUUUAUGGUAAUACCUUCAUCAGCAGAGGACAUCGGACUGAUGUUGUCAACCUGUUCCCAGCCACCUUUCUCACAGCAGAAAUGAUGGUUGAGAAUCCUGGGAAAUGGAUGAUAACCUGCCAAGUCAGUGACCACCUACAAGCUGGUAUGCUGGGGCAAUACAAUGUUGGUAACUGCAAAACUGGUGUUUCUCACACCAAGAUGGGUCGACAGAGCCGCUACUUUAUAGCAGCUGAAAAAAUUCUUUGGGAUUAUGGUCCUCAAGGCUAUGACAAAUUCACUAGUCUUCCCUUAAAUGAUUCUAACAGUGACUCUGCAUUCUACUUCACACAAGGGGAAAACAGAAUAGGAGGAAAAUAUUGGAAGGCUCAAUAUACAGAGUAUGUUGAUGAAUCUUUUACUCAAAGAAAGAGACCUUCUGAGACAGAAGCCCAUCUUGGAAUUCUUGGCCCAGUCAUCAAGGCAGAGGUGGGUGAUACCCUGCUAGUGACUUUUGCCAACAAAGCUGACAAAGUCUACAGCAUUUUGCCCCAUGGUGUGCUCUAUGACAAGGCAUCUGAUGCAGCCCCAAACAUAGAUGGAUUUCUGAAACCAGGAGCACAUGUUAAGCCAGGAGAAACCUUCACAUACAGGUGGACAGUGCCUGAAAGUGUCAGCCCAGCAGCUGGUGAUCCCCCUUGCCUGACCUAUCUUUACUUCUCAGCAGUUGACCCAAUCAAAGACACCAGCUCUGGCCUUGUAGGGCCUUUGCUAGUCUGUAAAAAGGGUGCUCUGAAUGCUGAUGGGACACAGAAAGGAAUAGACAAAGAAUUUUACCUACUAUUCACAGUCUUUGAUGAGAAUCUGAGCAGGUAUCUUGAUGAAAACAUUCAGAAGUUUACCUGGCGUCCCUUCAGUAUUGACAAGGAAGACAAAGAGUUUGUAAAAUCCAACCGAAUGCAUGCUAUUAAUGGUUAUAUGUAUGGCAACCAACCAGGCCUAACCAUUUGCAAAAAGGAUAGAGUUUCCUGGCAUUUGAUUGGAAUGGGUACGGACACCGACAUGCAUGGCGUUUAUUUUCAAGGGAACACCAUCAACCUUCGAGGGACUCAUCGUGAUUCCCUGGCUCUGUUUCCCCACAUGGCCACAACAGCAUUCAUGCAGGCAGAUCACGCAGGUAUUUUCAAGGUGUUUUGCUCCACCUUGCAUCACUUCACCAGAGGCAUGAGUCAGAUAUAUGAGGUCAACAGCUGCGGCAACAGGGACCCUUCUGAGCAGCCCUACGGGAUGAUAAGAACCUUUUACAUCGCCGCUGAAGAGGUAGAAUGGGAUUAUGCCCCUAACAAAAACUGGGAGUUCGAAAAGCAGCCCUUGGACGCAGGAGGGGAAAGACAUGGAGAUAUAUUUAUGAACCACACUGAAAACUGGAUUGGCUCUCAGUACAAGAAGGUGGUUUAUAGGGAAUAUACCAAUGGAGAAUUUGUGGAGAUCAAAGCUCGACCACCUCAAGAGGAGCACUUAGCACUCUUGGGCCCAAUGAUUCAUGCUGAGGUGGGUGACUCCAUCCUGAUCAUAUUUAAGAACAAAGCCAGCCGGCCCUACUCCAUCUGGGCCCAGGGUAUAGAAGACAUGGACUAUGGAAAGGGACUCCAAGUGCCCAUUACAAAGCCAGGAGAAAUAAAGACUUACAGAUGGAAUGUCCCUAAAAGAUCAGGUCCGGGGCCCUCUGAUCCCAAUUGUAUUCCAUGGGUUUACUAUUCAAUGGUAAACUUUGUGAAGGAUACAUAUAGUGGUUUGAUGGGUCCUCUGAUCACAUGCCGAGAAGGAGUAUUGAAUGAAAGGGGAAGAAGAAGUGACAUUGAUUAUGAAUUUGCUCUCUUGUUUUUGGUAUUUGAUGAGAAUGAAUCCUGGUAUCUAGAUGACAAUAUUAAGAAGUAUCUCAAUAAAGAUCCACAAGAUUUUAAGCGCACUGAUGAUUUUGAAGAGAGCAACAAAAUGCAUGCCAUUAAUGGGAAGAUUUUUGGAAACCUCCGGGGCCUCAUAAUGAAUGAAGAUACAAUGACGAACUGGUAUUUGUUAGGAAUAGGAAGUGAAGUGGACAUACAUACCAUCCAUUAUCAUGCUGAAAGCUUCCUUUUCAAAAUAGACAAAUCUUACCGAGAAGAUGUGUACGAUCUCUUUCCUGGGACAUUCCAAACCAUUGAACUAUUUGCAGAUCACCCAGGGACAUGGCUACUACACUGUCAUGUGUCUGACCAUAUCCAUGCUGGCAUGGAGACAACCUACACGGUCCUCCGGAACAUAGAUAACAGAAUUCCAUACUCCACCAAGUCUCCUUCUGGAGGGGCAUCCUACCCAGCCGCAGUGCCCGCCAAUGAACGACCUGGCAAGGAGCAGCUCUAUUUUUUUGGCAAGAAUCUGGGUCCAAGAGGAGCCAAGGCAGCCUUGGUCAUCCUUUUCAUUAUGGGACUCCUCCUCCUGAUUGCCACCGUGAUUCUGUCCCUCAGGUUCCACUCUGCAAGGACGCAGAUGGCUUACCGGGAAGUCCAAUCCUGUGCACUUCCCACAGAGGCUCUGUGAACCAUCCGAUCUUCCUCAACAGGAAGAGGUUCCAUAGGUGGCCAGAUAGUAGCCCUCAGGGAAACUGGAUCAAAGCAUCGUUCACCAAGGAAGGCUGACACUGUACCCUGGAUCAGGCUUCUGAUCCUCUGGACCAAUAUUGAAAGCAAUUUGCUUUAUUUAUUUAUUUUUAAAUGGGCUGUGAAUAAUCCUCAGGUAUAAAAUACAGAAAAAAGAAGAAUGCAUGGAACUGACAGAUGCCAACCCUUUGUCUGUUUUCUGAACAAAUUUGCUGUUGCGGGAGACUCUCUGAAAGAUAUUUUCAUAUUCCAUGUUUCAUAAUUUUUAGAUUAAACAGUGCUUCCUUACCUAGCUGUCAAAGUUUCUAGAAGGACAAUUUCUAGAAAGGGUUUCAGCACCUCAGAUAUCUAACUGGAAUAACACUGACUUUCCAACACUCUCACAAGAGAUGCUUCCCUUAGCUGUUAAAGGGAAAAGACAUUUCUGAGUUUGUAGAAAUGUUUAAGUCAAUAUCUGCUAAUAGAAUUGGACCAAAUUAAUUUCUAGAGGCUUUAACCAGCCCUCCUGGCCUUUCCCCCUUUGAUAUAAAUAGCCUGUCACUGUUCUUGUUUAUAAGAGGCAAAAUUAUAUGGUAUUUUUUAAAAAUUGCUGCUGUUUUUAUGCAAAUCUAUAGAAAUACUUGAAUGUUUACAGUUCAUUCCAUGUUAUACGUUUUUACAAUAUGUUUUUUGUGGCAAUGUGUAUAUUUUCAACUAUAGAAUUUAUAUUUGUAUUUCAGACUGUGGGAGGGCUGGGAUCUCUGAAGGAGCAGGCUAGGUUGUCUCACUAUGAGUCAAAGACUCCCUGAGAGUUUAGUGCGAGCUCUCAGUAAGGGAGGAAAACUUCAAGUCUUGGCUUGAAUUUUGAUUCUGAUCUUUCAUUCAGUUACGGGUAAUCCUCCCAUGUCUCCAUCUUCUAUGUAAUCAUAAUCAUCUGAAUAUGUGAGGAUGCCAGUCCAGCUGACUAGUUGGGAGGAGAAUGGAUCUCUCAAAAUCCACAAUUCCAUGUCUCUUAAACACGUAGCCAUGCAGGAAGGAGAAGGAAGGAAAAAGAAAGAAUAGAAGAAAGAGAAUCUCUGCGGCAGUUUUUUAAACCAUUAAAUCGGCUUUGAAGAUAAGUAUUAUGGUUUCUAAGGCUCAUAUGCAAAAGUAAAAUAUUGAACAACUAAACUCAACCCAUUAGGAGGCAAAACACUGUCUCUGCAGACAGGUCUAGACAUUAAGCGCAAGACUGAUAAAAGCAACAUUGUUUAUCAGGAGACUGAGAAAUUGCUCUUAGCUCAGGGCAAACUGCUGUGGAAUGCUGAUGUUAGAUGAGUGAUAUUAGAACAUCUGCCUUAGCAUUGGAUCGUUUGAAUGUCCAGGUGAAUGAGUAGGACCUAAUAAAUACUCUGGUAGAGGGACCUGUCAUACUUUUUCUUCUUCAUCUUGGUGAGGGGAAAUGGAUAAUUUAACAGAAGCUAUAGUCUUACAUAAAAUGGGAUGCAGAUACUAACAAUUCCUUUUGUAUUUGGUUAAUGUCUUAUCAAGCAGGGUAAAAGAUUUUAAAUUCCAGCCUGCUAACCACUGACAGUGUGAUUUUGUAAUAUGUACUUGGCAGUUUUCAUACAUUUGUAGACUAUAUAAUUACAUGAUAAGAAUAAUUAUCUUCAAUACCUUAUUUAUUAUUUACCCUUAGUAAGACAAAAAAUUAUU